Molecule: messenger RNA, 2280 nt
Organism: Dipodomys spectabilis (banner-tailed kangaroo rat)
Lineage: Eukaryota; Metazoa; Chordata; Mammalia; Rodentia; Heteromyidae
Gene: Hnrnph3
Product: heterogeneous nuclear ribonucleoprotein H3
Exons: 10
Coding region: 188-1228 (346 amino acids)
Biological process (GO): regulation of RNA splicing
Cellular component (GO): ribonucleoprotein complex; nucleoplasm
Molecular function (GO): RNA binding
Source: RefSeq, a predicted model, not a curated record
GGCUGCGCAGCUUCCUCAGCGGUUGCCGCCGCCGAAGACGGUUGGAAAAACCGUUGUACGGAGCGCUGCCCUGAGGCGGAGGGUUUGUCCGGCUCCUCGUCGGACCCCGCGAGCCCGGAGUCGGUGUUUCUAUCGCCCGACAGGGUAUCUGAAGUAAAGAGGGGCAUUUAAAUCAAACGUUAUUGAGAUGGAUUGGGUUAUGAAACAUAAUGGUCCAAAUGACGCUAGUGAUGGGACAGUACGACUUCGCGGACUGCCAUUUGGUUGCAGCAAAGAGGAAAUAGUUCAGUUCUUUCAAGGGUUGGAAAUCGUGCCAAAUGGGAUAACAUUGACGAUGGACUACCAGGGGAGAAGCACAGGGGAGGCCUUCGUGCAGUUUGCUUCAAAGGAGAUAGCAGAAAAUGCUCUGGGGAAACACAAGGAAAGAAUAGGGCACAGGUAUAUUGAGAUCUUCAGGAGUAGCAGGAGUGAAAUUAAAGGAUUUUAUGAUCCACCAAGAAGACUGCUGGGACAGCGACCAGGACCAUAUGAUAGACCAAUAGGAGGAAGAGGGGGUUAUUAUGGAGCUGGGCGUGGAAGUAUGUAUGACAGAAUGCGACGAGGAGGUGAUGGAUAUGAUGGUGGCUAUGGAGGUUUUGAUGAGUAUGGUGGCUAUAAUAAUUAUGGCUAUGGAAAUGAAGGCUUUGAUGACAGAAUGAGAGAUGGACGAGGUAUGGGAGGGCAUGGCUAUGGUGGAGCUGGUGAUGCAAGUUCAGGUUUUCAUGGUGGUCAUUUUGUACAUAUGAGAGGGUUGCCUUUCCGUGCAACUGAAAAUGACAUUGCUAAUUUCUUCACACCACUAAACCCAAUACGAGUUCAUAUUGAUAUUGGAGCUGAUGGGAGAGCAACAGGAGAAGCAGAUGUAGAGUUUGUGACACAUGAAGAUGCAGUAGCUGCCAUGUCUAAGGAUAAAAAUAACAUGCAACAUAGAUACAUUGAACUCUUCUUGAAUUCUACUCCUGGAGGUGGCUCUGGAAUGGGAGGUUCUGGAAUGGGAGGCUAUGGCAGAGAUGGAAUAGAUAAUCAGGGAGGAUAUGGAUCUGUUGGCAGAAUGGGAAUGGGGAACAAUUACAGCGGAGGAUACGGUACUCCUGAUGGCUUGGGCGGUUAUGGCCGUGGUGGUGGAGGCAGUGGAGGUUACUAUGGUCAAGGUGGCAUGAGUGGAGGUGGAUGGCGUGGGAUGUACUGAAAAAAAAUGCACCAACAUACAAGUCUUAACAACACAGCAUCUGGUCUACUAGACUUUCUUACAGAUUUAAUUUCUUUUGUAUUUUAAGAACUUUAUAAUGACUGAAGGAAUGUGUUUUCAAAAUAUUAUUUGGUAAAGAAACAGAUUGUGAUGGGAAAAUCUGUUUUCUGUAGGUUUUAUUUGUUGCAUACUUUGACUUAAAAAUAAAUUUUUAUAUUCAAACAACUGAUGUUGAUACUUUUUAUAUAUAGCUACUCCAAAAGAUGUGCUGCCUUCUUAAGAUUUGGGUUAAUGUAUUUUACUGUUAGCUCUAUCAGAAGUUGUAUAGUGUGUAAUGUUAGAGGAUAAUGGUUCACUUCUGAGUAAACAGCAAGCUUAAUAAGCAGUAUCUGGCAUAGAGCUUUAAAAAUUAGUGAAACUUCUUAUAAUUUCUCCUAUACAACACUGUAAAUAUAAACCUUAAAGAUGAAUUGGGUGGCUUCAGGAGCAUAAUUUCAGCUAAUACUAUAUUAUUUUUAGAAUAUCAUUUAUUAGACAAAGCUACCUGAAUUUCUUAGUAUAGGUAGGUGUGCUGCAAAUUUAGCCUUAGACUUUAGAGUAAGAUCCCCUUUUUGACUGAAGUACCAAAAAUGUUUCUAAAAAGAUUUGUAAGUUAAGAUGUCUUAGAGUAGCUAAAGGUUUUUGAUGACAUAAGAAUUCAAUGCAAGUAUGUGGCUAUGUACUAUAGAGAGUGUACUUCACACCUGUAUUUUCAGUUUCUCACAUGACUCUAUAAAGUGUUUUAUAAAAUGUAAAAGAAAUCCAUGUCAAUUAAAAUAAUCCUUCAAAUGGAUUUUACAUCUAAUAUCAGCUUUGAGUUUUAGUUGAAAUACUAUAUAGAGCAAGGAAAAGGUGCUUUUUACCUCUUUUUGUCAGUAUGGCGCUUUUAUUUUCCAAAUUGACUAAUGGGUCAAAGUGAAACCUGUCAAUGUGAAUUCAUUUAUUCAACUUGUAACUUGUUUUUGCUAGAAAUGUUAUUCAUGUAAUAAAUGUCAAUGUGGGAGACAAUAGUA